Hevea brasiliensis (rubber tree) is the source of this 685-nucleotide messenger RNA. RefSeq names its product cyclin-dependent protein kinase inhibitor SMR1-like. The record is from RefSeq and is a predicted model, not a curated record. NCBI's taxonomy places the organism in Eukaryota, Viridiplantae, Streptophyta, Magnoliopsida, Malpighiales, Euphorbiaceae. The transcript has a single exon. Gene Ontology annotation, biological process: regulation of DNA endoreduplication. Bases 106 to 456 code for a protein of 116 amino acids.
UUUUUUUUUUCCUACAUAAAUAGCUACAAAGCUUGACUCACCGCACAUUUUCUCUCUUCUUCAUCUUCUACAUACCCUUUUCUCUCCUCUGGUUUCUCCUCCACCAUGUCUACAGAUCAUGAAUCACGUCAAGAUUUGCCAAGAAUUCAAGUCCCUCCCAUCAAGAUUCAAACCCUAGGAUCUUGCAGCACGUCGGAGGACCUUCGUGACGAUGUAAUUCAACAAGAAAACGGUGACGAAUGUCGAACUCCGACAUCUGAGGAACACAAGAUUCCUGCCAUCUUAAGUUGUCCGCCGGCGCCACGGAAACCGAGGAGAAGGACGGUUUUACGCAAAAGGAAGUUGUCGGAGUUUGAAUUCUUUGAGAUCGUGAACCGCCAGGAAGUGGAAUCUUUCUUUGGGUCAAGCUUUGAGGUAGUUGCACCUGCAAAGAAGAGAUCAUGCCCCUGUAAAUGAUACGGGACAUUUUUACUCUCUCUGGCUCAACUUAGAAAAUAUAUUUUAUAUUAUAAUUUUGAGUUAUACAAAUAUAAAAAAUAUAACUCUACUUACAUCAUUUCUUAUUUAAUUUUGUAAUUUUCUUAAUAAUAUUUAAAACUUACUAUAAAUUCUUAUUUAUUUUUAUUUUGUAAUAAUGUAUAUUAAUGAUUAUAAAAAUUAAAAAUGACAUUUAAAAUAUUUGUUA